GGUGUUUCAUUUCUGAAAUGUGAUGACUUGGGCGUCUCUUUUUGAAAAGAUGGAGCAAUUAUCAGAUGAAGAGCUUGACCAUGGUGCAGAAGAAGAUAGUGAUAAGGAAGAUCAAGAUCUGGACAAGAUGUUUGGGGCCUGGCUGGGAGAACUAGACAAACUCACACAGAGUUUGGAUACAGAUAAACCUGUAGCACCAGUGAAGAGAUCACCUCUCCAUCAGGAAACUAAUCUUGCCAACUUCUCAUAUCGUUUCUCCAUGUACAAUCUGAAUGAAGCUCUGAAUCAGGGGGAGACUGUGGAUCUAGAUGCCCUCAUGGCUGAUCUCUGUUCCAUAGAGCAGGAGCUCAGCAGCAUUGGGUCUCAUUCAGCAAAUAAUACCGCAGUGAAACGCCUUGCCACAGAACCCAAAGCUCAGAAACCACCUGCUAGCCGACCUUCUACUAAGCACAGCAGUAUGAAAGGAUUAUCCUCUUCAUCUGGUAAGGUGACUAAACCAUCACAUGCCAAUGUUUCCUUGGAUGACAUCACUGCACAGUUAGAGAAAGCCUCUUUGAGCAUGGAUGAGGCAGCCCAGCAGUCAGUUGCAGAAGACACCAAACCAGUAGUUACUGCUCAGCACAGGAGGACAGCAUCUGCUGGCACAGUGAGUGAUGCUGAGGUGCGCUCAAUCAGUAACUCCUCCCGUUCCAGCAUAACUUCUGCAGCUUCCAGCAUGGACUCCUUGGAUAUCGAUAAGGUGACAAGGCCUCAGGAAUUGGACUUGACAUCACAAGGGCAACCAAUCACUGAGGAGGAACAGGCUGCUAAACUGAAAGCUGAGAAGAUCAGAGUCGCGUUAGAGAAGAUUAAAGAGGCACAAGUGAAAAAGUUGGUGAUCAGAGUCCACAUGUCUGAUGACAGCUCAAAAACAAUGAUGGUGGAUGAGAGGCAGACAGUGAGACAAGUAUUAGACAAUCUGAUGGACAAAUCUCAUUGUGGUUACAGUUUAGACUGGUCAUUGGUGGAAACCAUCUCUGAACUGCAAAUGGAAAGGAUCUUUGAAGAUCAUGAAAAUUUAGUUGAAAAUCUUCUGAACUGGACAAGAGACAGUCAAAACAAACUAAUGUUUGUGGAACGUAUAGAGAAAUACGCACUUUUCAAGAAUCCCCAGAACUAUCUUCUGGGGAAAAAAGAGACCUCUGAGAUGGCAGACAGAAAUAAAGAGGUGCUGCUAGAGGAAUGUUUCUGUGGAAGUUCUGUAACUGUGCCAGAAAUUGAGGGAGUUUUGUGGCUGAAAGAGGAUGGUAAGAAGUCUUGGAAGAAACGUUACUUUCUUCUUCGAGCUUCUGGAAUCUAUUAUGUACCUAAAGGGAAGGCAAAGGUCUCGCGGGAUCUUGUAUGCUUUCUACAGCUAGAUCAUGUCAAUGUUUACUAUGGACAAGACUAUCGGAACAAAUACAAAGCACCCACAGACUAUUGUUUAGUGCUGAAGCAUCCUCAGAUCCAGAAGAAAUCCCAGUAUAUCAAGUAUCUUUGCUGUGACGAUGUAAGAACUCUACACCAAUGGAUCAAUGGCAUCCGCAUUGCUAAGUAUGGGAAGCAACUGUACAUGAAUUAUCAGGAAGCAUUGAAGAGAACAGAAUCGGCAUAUGACUGGACUUCCUUGUCUAGCUCCAGUAUCAAGUCAGGCUCCAGCUCAUCUAGUUUACCAGAAUCUCAAUCAAACCAUUCUAAUCAGUCUGACAGUGGAGUUUCUGACACCCAGCCAACUGGACAUGUCCGUUCCCAAAGUAUUGUCAGCUCCAUGUUCUCUGAGGCCUGGAAGCGUGGCACUCAACUGGAGGAAUCCAGCAAGGCCCGAAUGGAGCCUGCAGGUCGGCCCUUUAUAUCUGUUGCACCUCCUGUGUCCCCACAGACAAAAGUGGCGACCCCCUAUGCAGCCUCACAGCCAUCCCCCCCCCUGCCCCCCCCGCCGCCUCCCCCUCCUCCGCCCCCACCUCCCCCUCCUCCUCCUCCACCCCCCCUCCCCAGCCAGGCUGCCCCAUCCGCUGCCUCUCCUGCCACCAUGUUCGUCAAAUACAGCACCAUCACCCGGCUGCAGAACGCUGCCCAGCACGGCGGGCCCUUUUCCAAGGCUCCCGCUGCUCAGCAGCCCCCCCCACCCCCUCCAGCCUCGGGCAAACCUCAGAUCCUGGUGCCCCCCAACGGGGUCAUGCCACCUCCCCCCCCUCCACCACCGCCUCCCACUCCAGGCUCAGCCAUGGCACAGCUGAAGCCGGCGCCUUGCGCCCCUUCUGUGCCACAGUUCACACCUCCGCCACCCCCCCCCAAAAUCCACCAGGUGCAACCAAAUAUAAGCCAGGCUGCUGCUGCUGCAGCUGCUGCUGCCGCCCCCCCGUUGCCGCCCCCUCCUCCCCCCGUGCCUGCACCCCCACCACCCCAAGCACCCCCAAAGCCUCUCGUGACAGCUCUCCCUCCACAGCCUAGCGGGAAGGCAGCAUCACCAGGGGUCACACAUGUCACGCCCCCUGUGCCAGUUCCCUUGCCCCUUGCAAUUAAGAAACAACCAAGUGUCACCUCUUCCCAGGUGCCUCUGCUGCCCCCAGCACCUCCAGGCCCCACUCCUCCCCCAACAUUCCCAAAGCAGCAGAGUUUCUCUGUGAAGCCGCCUCCGUCCCCCCAGUCCCCAGUGCCGUCAGUGGUGAAGCAGAUAGUCAGCCAGUUCCCACCUCCUCCCACCCCACCUGCCACCGAGCCCCAGCCUCUGAAACCCCUGCCGCUGAGCGUGGCUCCCCAGUCGCCUCCAGCAGUGAAGGCGAAGCCCAAGUGGCAGCCUGCCUCUGUUCCCUCUCCGGAUUUCCCCCCUCCUCCACCAGAGAGCAGCUUAGUGUUUCCUCCUCCACCUCCUUCCCCAGCUACCUCUGCAGGUUCUCCCCCCCCUGACAAAUCAGGGUCUCCAGUCAAAAAGACCAGCAAGACAUCAAGCCCUGGAGGGAAGAAACCACCUCCAACACCUCAGCGGAACUCCAGCAUCAAAUCCACCAGCUCCACUGAGUACCAUGAGUCCAAGAGACCUUCAGUGGACCGCCUUGUCAGCAAAUUUGCACACCCACCAGAGCCGUCAGGGUCUCCUUCGAAGGAGUCAUUGCCUCCUGCAGCCCCUCCAAAGCCUGGAAAGCUCAACCUUUCUGGUGUGAGCUUGCCCAUCGUCGUUCCGCAGGGAGGGAUCCCGGCCAAGGCUCCUGCACCAGGUGUGUCUGGGAAGGAACCCGUGGUUGAAUUCCCUUCACCACCAUCAGAUUCAGACUUUCCACCACCACCACCUGAAAUAGAUCUUCCUGUCCCACCGGUUGAGAUCCCAUCCGUGUUUUCAGGCAGUACCUCCCCAAAAGUCGCUGUUGUCAAUCCCCAGCCUCAGGCGUGGUCAAAACCAUCCAUUAAAAAAGCCCCACCGCCCACGCGUCCGAAGCGGAAUGACAGCACUCGGCUGACACAGGCAGAUGUCACAGAGCCACCGGUAACUCCUGGCCCCCAAGUGCCCACUUCACCCAAGUCCAGCCUUAGUGUUCAGCCGGGAUUCUUGGCAGACCUUAACCGGACGCUGCAGCGGAAAUCCAUCACCCGGCACGGCUCCCUCUCCUCUGCACGGAUGUCCAGAGCAGAGCCCACAGCUACCAUGGACGACAUGGCCCUGCCGCCGCCCCCACCGGAGCUUCUGGCUGACCAGCAGAAGACGAGCAGCUUCAAGGGCAGUCAUAUAUCUGGCUAUGCAACGUUACGGAGGGGGCCGCCACCUGCACCUCCCAAAAGGGAUCAGAACACCAAGCUGUCGCAGGACUGGUAGUCCCCAGGGGCUGGUGCUUUCUGACUCGAGGGCUGCUCUGUGGUCAGGCAGCCUGUGAUGUGCGCUUGGAGAGAAUGUGGGGACGCGGACAAUAGCCCCGUCAAAAGAGGUGACCUCAAACUGUAGCUAAGGUUAAAGAUAGAGAUGUUCCCCUUUCAUGGCUAGGCCAAAAAAGUUGGGGGCUUGGGGUUGUCAAUAUUUUACUGGGGGAGGUGGGUAGAGAGGCAUCGACUUAAUCCUUUCAAUUUCUUUUACCCUUCGUAUGGAUUGGACCAAAAUCCCUUUUUCUUACUUUUUCUGCAUUGGGGGGAAGAUAAUUUUUGUAGUGUCUGUCCAUGUGAGACAUGUUUGUGCAUGUAUUAUAAGUGUAGGUAUAUAAUAUAUUGUGAUAUAUUUCGUCGCAAUUAUAGAAGAUAACCAGAAUGUUUUUGUAGAGCCGUAUUUAUUGUUUCAGUCACUAUAUUACUGGGAAUCAGACUCUGUAACCAGUCAAAUCUUACCGUAUAAGAUGAAGAUGUAGAGGGCACUUUAAAGAAAGGAGUAAGAAAGAAAAACAUGUAGGAAAAAAAAGCACCACAAACCUUUUGGCAGUUUGUGAUUGGUAAAUAAUGGUGCAAAGUGGAGGUGUUCUGCUAGUAAUUGUACAUUGGUCAUUGAUUGAAAAAUACAGACUCAACAUACCAAAACAUUCUGGUCAUAAUACUACUGAAAAUGAGUAUGUUCUGAUGAAGAAAAUAGAUUUUAUAUAUAGUGGGCUGGAGUGAAAUAUAUUUAUACUAUAAAGAACCUCCCCCUUCCUUCCAAAUAGUUUAAAAAUAUACAGUGCUACAAAUUAAUUCAAAAUUAUUUGCCCAUGAAGUAACUAGGAUAAAGAUGUAUUAUUCCAAUCCAUAAUGCAUUUUAAGUUUAUAAUAGGCUCGAUCGUUUGUUUUUAUGGCACAAGAUGACCAUUUGUGUUAACCCCUUCUGAAAGCUGCCAGGACUCCUGCAAUCAGUGCCAACCCACAAGGCUGACCCAUGUGGAUCCAUCACUUGUACGUGUCAUUCUUUCCCUGAACGAACAGGUAGGUUUCUGUAGAGAACGCUCUGUUCUCACACAGACACACACAGCGUACAGUCUCACCUUGUCUGUGCCUGGUAAGAUGUAUUAUCUUUACAAAAAAACAACUGUCUAGAAACACUUAAAGUGUUGUUUGUAAUUCAUUAGAAACUGUCAGGAAACUUUCUAGAAAGAGAGAAGGGAAUGGUAAUUUCAUGCCAAGCACAGCUCGAAUUCUCUUUUCUUUGACCUGCCAGAGGCUGUGACCAAUGCAUAAAUCUGUUAAUUAUGAAGUUACACUUCUAGCAGUCAAGGGAGAGGAGUGGAAAAAAACUUUGUGAGGCAAUAACAUUUGCUAUUAGUUUAAUUUAAGGACUCGUAUGAGUAGGAAAUAGAUUAUCAUAUUUGCCUUUUUUUUUAUUGCUAACGAGUCACAAUCACCGUGUCAAGUACUAGCGUCCUUCAUCUUGUAUUUCAGGAGUUUGAUUAUACAGUCUUGCCUACGUAUUGGACACAAUAAGGUAUUGUAAUUAGGAUAAGUGGUCUUGGGUGUUGUGCAUGUUCAUUACAGGGUAGUGGUACACAAUCUUUUUAAAUUAACUAAAAUACUUGGACUGUACCUAUGCCAUCUGCAGUUGUUAACAACUUCCCCGGUCAUUACAGGGAUACUGUCAAGGCCCAGAUGGCAAAGGAUUCUACUGUUUACCAUUAUUCCAAAAGCAAAUACUAUAUGCUUUCCUCCCCAAAAAGUGAAUCAAAGGAAGUAGCCUGACCUGACAGUAUCUUCAAGUGUGUAAAACAAGACGGAAACUGAUCUCUCAUUAGAGUAACUCAGAUUGAUAAGAAAUAUUGUGAGUGUCCCCUAUUCCUUUUUAUAUUAAGUGUUGUUGUUUUUUUUUUUAAAAUCCAAAUAAUAAAAUUAAUGUCUUUGUGAAUAAUUUAUGAAUAGGAAAAAGGUUUUGCCAAUUAGAGGGGAAAAAUGAUACAUCUAUAACUAUAUAGUUUUAAAUAAGUGCAUCAUGAAAAGAGAAAAAUUAAUGGUGCUGUCUCUGUUGACCUGUUUCAUAUAAUUUUAUAAACUCUGUUUCAGCACCUCUGGAAAUUGUUUUAAUAUUUCUGACUAGUUUUUUUGAGCAAUAACAAUAUACCAUUGUGUGCAUUUUUAAAGCACUGCUAUGGAAAGGCACUUUUUUUGUAUCUUUCAAAUUGUUCACAAAGUUUUGUUUCUACUAUUUUUGUGCUUAUCAAGUGUCCUUAACAGCAUUUGCAUUGUUGAUUUUAAGCAUGCUCAGUAUAGCUGGCAAGUAACUUCGCAGGAAGAUUGUUAAGCUAUACUGCAAUUCAUGGGUGCUGUAAUUUUCUACGUUGGUCCUCCUGCUGCUUUGUACUGUAUGCAGCUCCUGGGGCUCACACCCACCAGUGCAGAAGGUGUGCAAAUACAAUCGUAAUUCCCAGCUGUUACUGAUGAUAGGUAAGUGGACAAAUCCUCUACUCCCUGGCAGGGUGGAUCUGGGCUCCCAGAUGAGAAUCAGUCUUUCCCUACAAGAUAGCUAGCUCCACUGGUGGGUGACAGUUGCAGCCCUUUUUCUCCUGUUCACUCAGUGCGGGUACCUCUGGGAUUUGCACUUGGCAGAGCAAUAUUUUAAGUGCAGUUUUUUCAGAGGCGUUUGAACUUUUUUCUUAUGUUCUUGUGCCCAGUUUCAUUUACCCAGCAUCUCCCCCUAGGGCAAUGAAUUCAUGCUUAACGUUGCAGGCUGCUUAACAGCUCGCUGGGAGACAGAAGUUUAACUCAAGGUUCGCAGCAAAAAGAGUGAGUGUUGGCAAAGGUUGCGAGGUCGCGUCCUUCUUAGUAGAAUGUACUUCAUCAGUCAGUAGUGAUACAGAAAUGUAGUGAGUGGCUGCAGCUUUGUCUCAGAUGUGUGCUGAAAUUUGGAUACAGAGUGAUUCGGACAACCUGGUUGCCUUUUCAGCUUAUGGAUCCUGUCAAUGGAACUUGCUUCUCCAGUUUAUUUACUGUUUUUAUGACAGCAAAUAUCAUGCCUUAUUUGCAACUAAGUUAUUUUUCCCCUUGUGCACUGGUCUCAGAAUUGUACCAUUUUAUCUUGGAAAAUCAGAAAAUAAAGGGGCCAAAGCUCAGACAGAGCAAGAUGCUUGCUGCAAACAGGGGCGGUAAUCCUUUUCCGCACUACUAAAAUGAGAGUGUGAGAGCUGAGAUCUCAUACUCUGGACCUACAGAUAGCAGAUGCUUUUAUCCUAAAAUACUGAGAGAGUAUAGCUGUAGUUAUGUGGCAUGAUAAAGUGUGUAUACCCUUUGCCACUUAAGUUGUAUGUCAGGGAAAGCCCUGCUCCUGCAGGAGACACCGACAGCUGCAUUCUUUAUGCUUUUCAUUUCCUCUUUGCCAAGCAGCCGUAGCAUCCACCUUUGCAGGUAGCAGGGAUCUGUUCAGCCAGCAGAGAGGGGAGGUUCUCUGUGCAUGCAGCACAGCUGUAGAAAGCAGGAACCUGGUCUUCUCAGGCACUCCAGUUUAAUUCUGCUCUUGUGGAAUUGCUUUGGAAGGGAAAACUAGGCUCUCAUAACAGCACUAAUCGUAGAGGAGAAAUGAUAGUAACAAGAAAAGCUUUUGAGCAAGUCGUUCUGAUUAAAUCAUUGGUAACGCGGUUGAGGUAGACAUGCCCAUGGGUCUGUUUUGUCUUUCAAAACCUAUGUUUGGGGGAGGAGGUUAGGCACAUGUCUCACAGUAAAUAAAUAAUUUUUUAAAAAAAUCCAGUUAUUGUACAUGGAAGAGGAAAGCUCCUGCUUCCCCCGUGCAGUGGCUUUUUCCUGCAGCAAAGCACUGCUUGCUCUAACUUGGUGCAUGACCUCAAAGCCAAAGAGCUCCUCUCCUGAACUUACUGCGUGAUUUCCUGCAGGGCAACACGGAGUGAUUGACAGACACAUCAGGGAAACAGUCAAGGUCCCUGAAUCACUUUGGUUUCAGGGCUGAUGGGAGAGGGAGCAAUAGUUCAACAAGUGCAUUUUAAGAUUCACUGUUGUGGAGUUGCACAUUUAGAGGGUUUUUUGUUGUUGCUGUUUUUUUCUAAUUUCUUUGUUCCAUGCUCUUAAGCAACCAGGUAGCACAAAUCAGCUUAGAGAAAGUGUGGCCAGUUUUGCUCUGGGUUAAAAUUAUUUUUUUCCACAGUUAAAGGAACCAAAAGUGCCAUUUCAACAACAGAAGGGCAAAAAAAAGAAAUUUUCUGGUUACAGAAAACUACAUAGAACUAAAUUGUUAUUCUUCAAUGGUGCUGUUACAGGUAAAAUAAUUUCUUAUUCAAAGUAAGAUAGUAAGUAAGUGGGUCUUAUUACAAGUAUUAUGUCUAAUACAGAGUCAUGUUAAAAUCAGUUGCAUCUCAUUGAUUAACUGGGGCAUUGUAUGACUCACUGGUUUUAAAUAUAGCUGGGGAACACUUACCGUGUUAGAGAAUUAGAUUUACCAUUUGAAAAUCUUGUUAACAUAGAGCCAAAUUCUUCUUAGAGCUGUAUUGGCGUUUCUGUUUGAUUUGUCACACAGAAUUUCCAAGACUUGAUGCUCUUCCUGGUUUUUAUCAUUUAUUUUAAUGUAGUGGCAGAAGUUUAUAAACAUAUUUUCUGUUUGGUAUAUGCGUACGUGACUUCCACCUUGUCAGCAUAGAUGCUUUCCUAGAGUUUUGUCUCAGACCAAACACAAAAGCAAUAUAUAAACUCCUGACAGAAGGUAGUGACGGUGCAGCCAGAACGUAUGAGGGCUUUCUGUUUGUUUGUUGUGGGUUUUUUGGUUGUUUUGUGGUUGUGUUUUUUAUUUUUCUUUUUCCUUUUAUUAAGGUUUAGAUUUUGUACUUGUUCAAACAGUGCUCCUAAUUUGAGGGUGAGGGGACUCUUACCUCUGUUGGAGAGGAGCUUCCCAAAGCCCCAUUUUCUGGCUCCUGGUGUUUAGCUUUGCAGUCCCUUGGUUACUCAGGAUGGGUUCCAAACCAGAGAGCAUUUAACACUACAGAUUUUCCAUAGAUGUUUCUGUAAUAUACUGGUGGAUUUAAAAGUUUAAGUUUGGAAAUAUAAGUUUCUCUGAAAUUGAAUAAUUUUCCUUUCUGAAUUAUUUAUCUCCUUCAAUUUAAUUUAUAUAUUAAAUACAUAUAUGAGUGGCAAAACCAGCAUUAUAUUGCAGGGUUUACCACUCACUAAUACUGUGACACUGUGAGUCACAGGCUUUGUCUAGUUUUGAAAAGUUUAAGACACUAAAUUGCAAAUGAGGUGACAACACAUGCCUAGCUGUCAUAAGUAAAUUAAAGUAAUUGCCACUAACAUAGAAAAAGUAGGGCAAGGAUUCAGUGAGAUCGCUUUUCAGGAGAAUUGUGCAUCCUUGGUGAGGUGAACUAGAGAAGAAUUUGGAGGACCAGGAACUGGUGCUAUAUGUAUGCACAGUCCCCCACAGCAGGGAUUUUGUGAGGGGAAUGUGUGAGAAGGAACUUGAGGAACAGAUUUUGGAAACCCUCUUAUUUAACACUUAAAGGCAACUCAUCUGUUAGGAUGCUUAGGAAUGGAACCAACUGUUCCCUACAGUGGAAAACAGUUUCCUCUCACCUUUCCUAAGAUGCCAAAGAUGCAUUCAGAGCUAAUUUUCAGGUACACAGAUGUUCUUGCACCAGCUGGUCCUGGAGCCAAGUGGACAGGGGCUGCAGCUGGUGUUUGGCAAGAGAGCAGGGCUGCUGCUGCCAGCUGUUGUACAUCUCUUGCCUUUGUUAACUGUGAGUACAGAUCUGCAAGGGUUGGGGGCAAAGAGCAGUUUAGCGAGGGAACCUGUGCCCAGAGGCUCCCUUGCUGCUGAUUUGGUGCAGCACUAUAAAGCUUGUACUUAAAAAA
Molecule: messenger RNA, 9738 nt
Organism: Oxyura jamaicensis (ruddy duck)
Lineage: Eukaryota; Metazoa; Chordata; Aves; Anseriformes; Anatidae
Gene: RAPH1
Product: Ras association (RalGDS/AF-6) and pleckstrin homology domains 1
Biological process (GO): signal transduction
Cellular component (GO): plasma membrane; cytosol
Source: RefSeq, a predicted model, not a curated record